Molecule: messenger RNA, 1795 nt
Organism: Westerdykella ornata
Lineage: Eukaryota; Fungi; Ascomycota; Dothideomycetes; Pleosporales; Sporormiaceae
Product: L-Aspartase-like protein
Exons: 1
Coding region: 169-1614 (481 amino acids)
Molecular function (GO): catalytic activity
Source: RefSeq, a predicted model, not a curated record
GCACAGACGCACACGUCCUCUCCCCACACGCAGCUGGAGCUGGAGCUGUUGGGAAGCUCCACAUUGUUCCAUUUGUUCAAUCAUGCCGCCCUGAGCUUUUUGAUUUUUCGCUUUGUUCCUUUUCUGUUGUCUACUUCAAUCAUUUGGCGUUUGGUCGUUCAUCUCGUCAUGUCCAUGUUCCGCUACAACCUUUUUCGUGGACUCCCGCGUUCGCUCCCACAUCGGCUCGUGGUUCCAAAUGUGCAGUUUCGCCGCUCCCUGGGCAGCGUAAGCGCCAUCGACUCUGCUAUUUUCCGGACGUUGUUCGGCACAGAGGAGAUCCGCAAAGUGUUCGACGACAGAGCCUACCUCAACCGAUGCGUGGACGCUGAAGCUGCUCUGGCACGAGCUCAGUCCCGCUGCAAUGUCAUCCCCGCUCAUAUUGGCGAAGUUGUCACCUCAAAAGCAGCCCAGGCCGAAUUGGACUUCGACAGAUUGCGACGGGAAACCGAAAUCGUGGGCUAUCCCAUUCUCCCACUGGUACGGCAGCUUUCUGCCAUGGUUGGCGAAGAGGCGGGCCGAUAUGUGCAUUGGGGUGCUACAACGCAAGACAUCAUGGAUCUGGCUAGCAUGCUGCAGAUGAAGGAGGGACUCGAGAUUGUGGAACGGACUCUUCGCUCUGUCAUCAAGAACCUUGAGCAUCUCUCUAGGAAGCACCGAGAUACACCAAUGGCCGGCCGAACGCACUUGCAGCACGCAUUGCCCAUCACCUUCGGCCACAAGACCGCGGUGUGGCUUUCCGGCUUCCAGCGUCACCUUGAAAGGCUCGAGCAGUUGAAGAAGCGUGCGCUUAUGGUGCAAUUCGGCGGCGCAGCUGGUUCUUUGGCCUCGCUGGGGUCAGGCGACGACGGCAUUCGGGUUCGCAAAGCAAUGGCGGAGGACCUUGGACUGGCCAAUCCUCCCAUUACAUGGCACGUGGCAAGGGAUGGAGUGGCUGAAAUCACCAAUUUCCUUGCACUGGUUGGCGGCAGCCUUGGGAAAUUGGCACUCGAUAUCAUCAUCAUGUCGUCGAACGAGCUUUCAGAGGUAUCAGAGCCUUUCGUGCCUCACCGCGGAGCAUCAUCCACAAUGCCUCAGAAGCGAAACCCGAUAUCCAGCGAAGUAAUCUUGGCCGCUUCGAAGAUUCUUCGCUCAAACGCAGGCUUAGUACUCGAUGGAAUGGUGUCAGACUUUGAACGAGCUUCUGGUCCAUGGCAUUUAGAAUGGGUUGCCGUUCCAGAGAGCUUCGUCAUUGCGGUCGGCGCUCUCUAUCAAGCAGACUUCGCCCUUUCUGGCCUAGUUGUAAACCCGAAACAGAUGCUCGAUAAUUUGUAUUCGACGAGGGGCCUUAUCGUUGCGGAGGCGGUCAUGAUGGGGCUUGCUCCCCAUGUAGGACGACAGAGAGCUCAUGACAUUGUGUAUGAAGCAUGCAAGGCCAGCAUUGAGGGAAACACGAGCUUGUUGGAGGCAUUGCAGCAACGGCCCGAGGUAACUGAGAAGAUCUCCAGCCACGCUCUGAGUGAGUUGUGUGACGCGAAGAAUUACUUGGGCUCAUGUGGGUUGAUGGUAGAUGAAGUUCUCGCAUCAUCAAGAUAGCCAGGCCCAUCAAUUAGUUGUAUUCCUUCAAGCGCUUCGUGUAUUCUCCUUUUUGUUCAUUAGGUGCUAAGGGUUAUGCCGUCCACAGGAGUUUUGAGACUGCUAGACUUCAUCCAAUACGGUGGACUAUUACCAGAUAUCCUGCAAAAAUUAAAAUUUACUAAGGACAUUUGAAGCCCCG